AUGCGUGCUGGCAACAUCUUUGUGGCGGAUCUCGCGGAGGCCAAUCUGCUGCACAGGGUUAACAAGAUACGUGUUUCCAUCUACGGCAGUUUAGCUCUUACGGGUGAGGGCCACAUGACGCCGUCGGCCUUGCUACUGGGUCUGGAGAGUGCUGACGUCGAGAGCGUCGACACGUCAUACGUGCCCAAGCGUUUUGCUGAGAUUAAAACCGGGAAGAGGCUUUUCCUCGGCCGUGGCCUUCCAGCUGGCAAGGGCAAAGAGGUGGCCUUUGAUUAUGAGCGCGAUUUUGUCUGGGAAUGGGGGAGAAAGCUGCCCGUACACAGCAAUGGCAUGCGCCUAACCGUGUUUGAUGAGGAAGGCGACAUGUUAGCAACCAACGAUCUGUUUAGUGUUGGUGGCGGCUUUGUCGUCAACGGCGCGCUUUCUAUUAAUCCAGCUUCCAGCCCAGAUUCGCAGGCUCCGCCCAAUGGCCCCUCAGAAAACACACAGGAUUUGAUGAUCCGGGAUUCAGGACAGCAUCCAGCUGAUCUAUCAGAGAACAUGUAUUACAAGGAGAUCCGGCGAGCGGAUGCAGCGGGAGAUCGGAAAACAGGAGCAGAGAUCAAAGCCCCGGACGACGCCGCUGCGAAUCCUACUAACCUGCCUGAGAUUGUGACAGAGUCUAGGUCAACCGCCUUGUCGCCCGCGGCGGCCGGGACGACAGGUGUUAGCCCUGAUUCCGGCGACAGUACCGCGUCCCAUCAGCCCCGUUACCCCUUCCGCAAUGCUGCCAGCUUGUUACAUUUAUGCCACAAACAUAACCUGACCAUUGCGCAGCUGGUCUUUGAGAACGAAAAGAGCCACGGGUAUUCAGACGAGGACAUAUAUCAAAAGGUCUUUCGGAUUUGGCGGGUCAUGGACGACAGCAUCCUCGAAGGUGUCCAGGCACCGCAAGACUCCACCUUGCCAGGGUCGUUGAAGCUGCAUCGACGAGCUCCAGCAUUGUACCAGCGGCUUACGAGGGGGCUUUAUCCUUCCCACACGCAAGGUGCCCGAGGAGUCGGAAGUCAGGAACAACCUCCCCAAAAGAGGAGCAAUAAAUCCCUGCCUGAAUCGAAACCUACAGCAGUGACUCGGGUACCGACCGGCGUGGGAAGGCGACAGCCGCUCCGCGUUCAUGGGUCCCUGGAGCAUCCCAUUCCUCCGUCACCCCUGCGCCGCACCACUUUCCCGGCCAUGGACUACUUGACUGUGUACGCUAUAGCCGUCAAUGAGACCAACGCUGCUGGUGGACGGAUCGUGACAGCUCCUACGAACGGGGCCGCGGGCAUUAUCCCCGCUGUGCUGAAGUACACGAUCGAAUUCGUUAGCGACGAUGCGGAACGUGAUGUGAUGACCUUCUUACUGACGGCCGCUGCCAUCGGCAUGUUGUACAAGCGUGGCGCUACCAUCUCCGCAGCCGAGGGCGGGUGCAUGGCAGAAGUAGGUGUUGCUUGCUCCAUGGCUGCUGGCGCAUUUGCAGCGUGCAUGGGGGCCAGUCCAGAGGCUAUUGAACAGGCGGCCGAGAUCGGUAUCGAGCACAACCUAGGUCUCACGUGCGACCCUAUUGGCGGUCUGGUCCAGGCACCUUGCAUAGAGCGGAACGCUCUGGGUGCCAUCAAGGCCAUCUCGAGUGCCAACCUGGCGCUCAGCAGCGAAACAGGCACGCAAAAAGUGAGACUCGACGAUGCCAUCCGGGCUAUGCGCCUGACUGCCAAGGGAAUGAGGAAUGAAUUCAAGGAGACGAGUUUGAGUGGAUUGGCAACGAGCGUGCCGCUUCAUAUCCCAGUCAGUGUGCCUGACUGCUAA
Cladophialophora carrionii CBS 160.54 is the source of this 1827-nucleotide messenger RNA. Its product is annotated as L-serine ammonia-lyase. The transcript has a single exon. Gene Ontology annotation, biological process: gluconeogenesis. Bases 1 to 1827 code for a protein of 608 amino acids. NCBI's taxonomy places the organism in Eukaryota, Fungi, Ascomycota, Eurotiomycetes, Chaetothyriales, Herpotrichiellaceae. The record is from RefSeq and is a predicted model, not a curated record. Gene Ontology annotation, molecular function: L-serine ammonia-lyase activity; 4 iron, 4 sulfur cluster binding.